GCUGCGGCCCGUUAGCUGUCAGUAGCCGAGCGCAGGCGGGCGGCGGGAUCCGACUUCUGUGCCUGGACCCAGCGGUCCGAGCCUAGCGCGGCGGCGGCGGCGGCGGCCAGACCAGAGGAGCCCGAGUCGGGGCCAGGUCCCCAAGGCGAACAGGGUCCGGCGGGCGGCCGGCCGCGCAGACAGGAUGGGGAACCGGGAGAUGGAGGAGCUUAUCCCUCUGGUGAACCGUCUGCAGGACGCUUUCUCGGCUCUGGGGCAGAGCUGCUUGCUGGAGCUGCCGCAGAUCGCCGUGGUGGGCGGCCAGAGCGCCGGCAAGAGCUCGGUGCUCGAGAACUUCGUGGGCAGGGACUUUCUCCCUCGAGGAUCAGGCAUUGUAACAAGACGGCCUCUUGUGCUGCAGCUUGUUACUUCCAAAUCAGAAUAUGCUGAAUUUCUACACUGCAAAGGAAAAAAAUUUACAGAUUUUGAUGAAGUUCGCCAUGAGAUUGAAGCAGAAACAGAUCGAGUGACUGGAAUGAAUAAAGGCAUUUCCUCCAUUCCCAUUAACUUACGAGUCUAUUCCCCACAUGUGUUAAAUCUAACCCUGAUCGACCUACCUGGAAUUACUAAAGUGCCCGUGGGAGAUCAGCCACCAGAUAUUGAGUAUCAGCUCAGAGAAAUGAUUAUGCAGUUCAUCAUGCGGGAGAACUGUUUGAUUUUGGCUGUUACCCCAGCCAAUACUGAUCUUGCAAACUCAGAUGCAUUGAAACUAGCUAAAGAAGUUGACCCUCAAGGUCUGAGAACCAUUGGAGUCAUUACCAAACUGGAUCUUAUGGAUGAAGGAACAGAUGCCAGGGAUGUUUUAGAGAACAAGCUGCUGCCUCUUCGCAGGGGUUAUGUGGGAGUGGUAAACAGAAGCCAGAAGGACAUAGAUGGCAAGAAGGACAUUAAGGCUGCUAUGUUGGCAGAAAGGAAAUUUUUUCUUUCCCACCCGGCUUAUAGACAUAUUGCUGAUCGAAUGGGCACCCCACACCUACAGAAGGUUCUUAAUCAGCAACUUACCAACCACAUUCGAGAUACCCUGCCAAACUUCAGGAACAAACUACAGGGACAGUUGCUGUCGAUAGAACAUGAAGUAGAAGCCUACAAAAACUUCAAACCAGAAGACCCCACCAGGAAGACCAAAGCAUUACUGCAGAUGGUUCAGCAAUUUGCUGUGGACUUCGAGAAGAGAAUUGAAGGGUCAGGGGAUCAAGUAGAUACCCUGGAACUCUCAGGUGGUGCUAAAAUCAAUCGUAUUUUCCACGAACGCUUUCCAUUUGAGAUAGUAAAGAUGGAGUUCAAUGAGAAAGAAUUGCGAAGAGAAAUAAGCUAUGCAAUCAAAAACAUACAUGGCAUCAGGACAGGGUUGUUUACUCCAGAUAUGGCAUUUGAAGCAAUAGUUAAAAAACAAAUUGUGAAGCUGAAAGGGCCUUCUUUGAAGAGUGUAGAUCUGGUAAUACAAGAACUAAUCAACACUGUCAAGAAAUGCACCAAAAAACUGGCUAACUUCCCCAGACUCUGCGAGGAAACAGAAAGGAUUGUUGCUAACCACAUUCGUGAGCGAGAAGGGAAGACAAAGGACCAGGUACUGUUACUGAUUGACAUCCAAGUCUCCUACAUCAAUACCAACCACGAAGACUUCAUUGGCUUCGCAAAUGCUCAGCAGAGGAGCAGUCAGGUUCACAAGAAAAACACAAUCGGAAAUCAGGGAACCAAUCUUCCGCCUUCAAGGCAAAUUGUGAUCCGCAAGGGCUGGCUAACCAUCAGCAACAUUGGCAUCAUGAAAGGAGGCUCAAAGGGAUACUGGUUCGUCCUUACUGCUGAAAGCUUGUCCUGGUAUAAAGAUGAUGAGGAAAAAGAAAAGAAAUAUAUGCUUCCCUUGGACAACCUGAAAGUUCGGGAUGUGGAAAAGAGCUUUAUGUCUAGCAAGCACAUCUUUGCACUUUUUAACACGGAGCAGAGAAAUGUAUACAAAGACUAUCGCUUCCUUGAGCUGGCAUGUGACUCGCAGGAGGAUGUAGACAGCUGGAAGGCAUCUUUACUAAGAGCCGGGGUCUAUCCCGACAAAUCUUUAACUGAGAGUGACGAGAAUGGACAAGCAGAAAACUUUUCCAUGGACCCACAACUGGAGAGACAAGUGGAGACCAUUCGCAAUCUCGUAGACUCCUACAUGUCUAUUAUCAACAAAUGUAUCCGCGAUCUAAUUCCAAAAACGAUAAUGCACCUUAUGAUCAAUAACGUUAAAGAUUUCAUAAAUUCGGAGCUCCUAGCACAGUUAUAUUCUUCAGAGGAUCAAAAUACUCUGAUGGAGGAGUCUGCUGAGCAGGCCCAGCGCCGGGACGAGAUGUUGCGAAUGUACCAAGCGCUUAAAGAAGCUCUUGUGAUCAUUGGUGACAUCAACACUGCCACCGUGUCCACUCCCGCACCACCUCCGGUGGACGAUUCCUGGAUACAGCACUCUCGCAGGUCACCCCCUCCAAGCCCCACAGCCCAAAGGAGGCCAACACUAAGUGCUCCCCUCACAAGGCCCACAUCUGGCCGAGGACCAGCUCCUGCCAUUCCCUCUCCGGGCCCACACUCUGGGGCCCCCCCAGUCCCAUUCCGUCCAGGCCCAUUACCUCCUUUUCCCAACAGCACCGACUCGUUUGGAACCCCUCCACAAGUCCCAUCUCGGCCCACAAGGGCCCCUCCCAGUGUUCCAAGCCGGAGACCACCCCCAUCACCAACUCGUCCCACUAUAAUCCGUCCACUAGAAUCCUCCUUGUUAGACUAAACGAAGUGUCUGACAUCACAAUUAAUUACUAAUGAAUUAUGCGAAAGCAGCACAUUUGAUAACCGUUGCAGUAACUCAUGAGUAGUCGCGUGUGUGGACAUCAGUGGGCGAGUAACCAGUCUUACUAAUGUACUCAUCACUUGUUCUUCAUUGCUCCUA
This is a messenger RNA of Trichechus manatus latirostris (Florida manatee), 2953 nucleotides long. It is a transcript of the gene DNM3, whose product is annotated as dynamin 3. Gene Ontology annotation, biological process: receptor internalization; synaptic vesicle endocytosis. Gene Ontology annotation, molecular function: microtubule binding; GTP binding; GTPase activity. Gene Ontology annotation, cellular component: plasma membrane; microtubule; cytoplasm. The record is from RefSeq and is a predicted model, not a curated record. NCBI's taxonomy places the organism in Eukaryota, Metazoa, Chordata, Mammalia, Sirenia, Trichechidae. The transcript has 21 exons. Bases 185 to 2794 code for a protein of 869 amino acids.